AUGAGUACUUUGAGCUGGAACUGUCGUGGCUUGGGUGAUCCACGUACAGUUCGAGAGGUGCUGGAUAUGGCAUCCAGAAAGAAACCUGAUUUUAUCUUUUUAAUGGAGACAAAAGUUGCAAGAGAUCAUGCUGAGCGGUUACGUGUGAAGUUAGGGUUCCAGGGGUUGUUCUAUGUGGAUAAUAGGGGGCGGAGCGGUGGAUUGGCUCUAUUCUGGAGAACGAAUGAUACAGUGCGUCUAUUAAGUUACUCUCGUAACUAUGUGGAUGUGGAAGUUCGGGUAGAUGGUCUAGCACCCUGGAGGAUGACGGGUUUUUAUGGUUUCCCGGAUUUUGGUGAUAGGGAGGAGUCUUGGAAUCUUUUGAGACGCUUAAGGUUCCGUUCUAUGUUACCUUGGGUAGUCUUGGGAGAUUUUAAUGACUUACUAUUUCAGUAUGAGAAAAGGGGGCGGUGCAGGCAUCCGGAAUCUUUGUUGAGGGGUUUCGGUGAAGCGCUGGAGGAUUGCGGCCUGAUACAGAUACCCAUGAUUGGUUAUCAGUUCACAUGGGAGAAGGGGGAGGGGACAGAGGAUUGGGUGGAGGAGAAGUUGGAUAGAGUGGUGGCGACUGAUGAGUGGCGGGGAGUGGUGGAAGGGGCCCGGGUAUAUAAUGUUCUGACUAGAAGAUCGGAUCACUCCGCUCUCUUUCUAGACAUUCGGCCAGGAGAGGGAUUCCGGGGUGGGUCGCGCCAGUUUCGUUUUGAGAUGGCCUGGCUGCUGGAUGAGGGUUGUAGGGAGGUGGUGGAGGAGGCGUGGGGUGGAAGGUUUGCAGGCCCGGAUAGAGAGAUGUGGUAUAAGGUUGCAGAGGUGGGGUGGUGA
Messenger RNA from Ipomoea nil (Japanese morning glory), 855 nucleotides. RefSeq lists its product as uncharacterized. The record is from RefSeq and is a predicted model, not a curated record. The transcript has a single exon. The coding region runs from base 1 to 855 and encodes 284 amino acids. NCBI's taxonomy places the organism in Eukaryota, Viridiplantae, Streptophyta, Magnoliopsida, Solanales, Convolvulaceae. Gene Ontology annotation, molecular function: catalytic activity.